Molecule: messenger RNA, 2308 nt
Organism: Symphalangus syndactylus (siamang)
Lineage: Eukaryota; Metazoa; Chordata; Mammalia; Primates; Hylobatidae
Gene: SLC25A38
Product: solute carrier family 25 member 38
Biological process (GO): glycine import into mitochondrion
Cellular component (GO): mitochondrion; mitochondrial inner membrane
Molecular function (GO): glycine transmembrane transporter activity
Source: RefSeq, a predicted model, not a curated record
UCUUAUGAGGAAUUCCAGUUAUAACUGGCUCCUUUGGUGGAAUUUGAGAUACACUCUCUUCUCGCAGAUUACAAAUAUUUCAGUUCCAGGGGUCUGGAGAGAGGAUGCUGUCCUGUAAUGGUAGCACCAGUGCUGGAAGCUGUGGUUCCUGGAACACGCAGCUCCUGGAACUAAGGGAGGUAUAUUUAGUCUUUGAAGGAGUUCCACCCUUCCGGGUGGUGUCUGUAGAUUAGCUAGUGUGUAUGACGAUGCAUGGGUUGAAGGAGAAGCAGCAAAGCCAGGAGAGGCUACUGGUCUGUAGGACUGUGUGAUCUGCUUAGGGCCCAGUGAGAUGGGAAGGGGAAAGUUUUAAAUGAAGGAAACACUAGGUUCUACAGGAAGUGGCACUUACAUUUUACACAGUGGUUGAGCUUAAGGAUUCAUUUGCUUUGGCUUGGUCCUAUAAAUACCUAUAGGUCUUAGAGCGAAGGGAGCCUGCACAUCAUCAGUUCAAAGUGAAAGCACUACAUUCAAUUGACUUUGCUUUUGCAAAGAUAGGGAGAUGACCAAUAACUUUUUGAGUCAGAACAAAUAGGGAAGAGUGGUUAGUGGCAUGGAAAUAGUUUUGCUCCCACUGAGCAAUAUGUCUAUCGGCAAUACGAAGACCAGAGAUACCUCUUGCAGCAUCCAAUGUCCUCAAUAACAUUCCAGUAUUUUUAAUUUCUGGCUAUACUUUUCCCUUCUCCGAGGUAUGAAGAAAACAUGAGGCACCACCAGUUACAUCCGGUGAUCAAGGCUUUCCUGUGUGGCUCCAUCAGUGGGACCUGCUCUACCCUCCUUUUCCAACCUCUAGAUCUCCUUAAAACACGCCUGCAAACCCUCCAGCCCUCAGAUCAUGGGUCUAGACGUGUUGGGAUGUUGGCUGUACUCUUGAAGGUGGUUCGCACGGAGAGUCUUUUGGGCCUUUGGAAAGGGAUGUCCCCUUCCAUCGUGAGAUGUGUCCCUGGCGUUGGAAUCUACUUUGGCACUCUCUACUCUUUGAAGCAGUAUUUCUUGCGAGGCCAUCCCCCAACCGCCCUGGAGUCAAUCAUGCUGGGGGUGGGCUCUCGCUCUGUUGCAGGGGUCUGUAUGUCACCUAUCACUGUAAUCAAGACGCGCUAUGAGAGUGGGAAAUAUGGCUAUGAGAGUAUCUACGCUGCCCUGAGGAGCAUCUAUCACAGUGAGGGGCACCGGGGCCUCUUCAGUGGCCUGACAGCAACUCUCCUUCGAGAUGCGCCCUUUUCAGGAAUCUACCUGAUGUUUUACAACCAGACCAAAAACAUAGUGCCUCAUGACCAGGUGGAUGCAACCCUUAUUCCUGUUACAAAUUUCAGCUGUGGGAUAUUUGCUGGUAUUCUGGCCUCACUGCUAACUCAACCUGCGGAUGUUAUCAAAACUCAUAUGCAGCUUUACCCACUGAAGUUUCAAUGGAUUGGCCAAGCAGUGACACUUAUUUUCAAAGACUAUGGACUACGUGGCUUCUUCCAAGGUGGCAUCCCCCGAGCCCUCCGCAGAACUCUAAUGGCAGCAAUGGCAUGGACGGUGUAUGAAGAGAUGAUGGCCAAGAUGGGCCUGAAGUCCUGACCAAGAGAGGACUGGGAAAAGGUGAAAUCUAUUGCCCUGCUUGGUUUCUGCCAAGGGCUGCUGCUGCUUACUAUUCUGCAGUAAGAUGAAGUCCUACCUGGAAAACCAGGCAGAAAUUGUGUUGCCUUUGCCUUCGGUAAUCCCUUUAAGGAGAAAAUAUAUGGACCUGAUUUGAGCCUUCAGAAUCUCCAGAAGAGGAGUCACCAAUACAUAGAGCACACUGGGGUGUUAGGAGAGAGCUUUGCAUACUCUGAGAGUCUACUUGGAAAGGCAUUUUCCCAGGAGAUCUCUGUCAGGUGGCUGCACUUCAGCCCCACACCUACACCACAGGGUCUCCUUGGGUACGUUCUUGGGCAAGGAAUCGCAAAGCCAGAGAAGCUGUAAGCUGCCUGCCGGGCCUGAGGAGCUCCAACCAGGGAAGACUGGAUGUAAGGAGAGGAGUCACUGUCACCAGGUCACAGACUGACUAAGGUGAUGGUAGGAUGAGGAGGAACAAAUGCCCUUCUUUAAUUGGUUCCCAGUCAACUUCUCAGAGGCUCUGGAGAACGGGACAGUGGCUUUCUAGCCUCUGAAUGUUCCAAAUGAAAUUUUUUGGUCUUGGCCCCUGUACUGUUUUACCUCUAAAUUCUGGCAUUUUUUUUUCCCUGCAGUUAAAGUGCUUUAUUUAUUGAACUUUAUCAUUGAAAGCUGUUUGGAAAACCUAAAA